Molecule: messenger RNA, 6836 nt
Organism: Xyrauchen texanus (razorback sucker)
Lineage: Eukaryota; Metazoa; Chordata; Actinopteri; Cypriniformes; Catostomidae
Product: collagen alpha-1(I) chain-like
Exons: 64
Coding region: 5-4783 (1592 amino acids)
Molecular function (GO): extracellular matrix structural constituent
Source: RefSeq, a predicted model, not a curated record
CAUAAUGGGAGAUGCAAAUGCUGCCAAGGAUCACUGUUCUCUCCAUCAACAUAUGUGUGAACCUAAAAAAAGGCCCUUGUUGUCCCCAUAUGGCUUAUCGAACAGAACCACCCUGUCCAAGCCCUCCACAUUCACAGACGAGACUGUUGAAGUAGAGUCGGUUCCAGAACUCAGGCCUGAACUCAGAGAAACACAUGGUCUGAACUCCAGUGUCACCUUUCAGAAUGAAGAUCUCCAUGGGGAAUCUUAUCCUUACAGAACUUCAAAGCAUUCAGUUCAUGGCUUUGUAGUGGUGGAAGAGUCGGACCUUCUCACAUCUCCUCUUAUUAGAACACAUAGCAGGUAUAAGGACACCAGUGACAAAAAGAUCCAGUCCACCUCUUUCAAAUCCUCAGAAGAGAACCUCAGCUCUCAAAAACUGAAAGCAGAUUUGGGUGAAGAUCUUUUGGAGUUGAUUCCUUUGAAGUCCUCUGGGGACAUCACUGAUUUGGAUUCUAUAUUGAAUGUGAAGCGUUCAGGCAGUCAAAAGAAUCUGGCCCGAUCUACAGUUCAUUCAGAACAUGAGUUAAACCAGCUGACUGAAGAAGGUUAUUUACUUACUUCUGGGACAUCCAGUAAAGUAUCCCAACAGGCUUUGGUUGAUGACCUCUCACAAAGAGGCCAUGGAAUGCCAGUUGGCACUGGCCAAGCUGAUAACAAUCUCUCAAGCACAGCAAGAGUUGCACUUAAACAUGGUGAUGUUGUAGUAGGAUUGGAUGGAAGGAGUUACAAGCUUCUUGGUGGAAACCCAGGGCCUUUUGGACCUCCAGGGAAAAGAGGGUGUGCAGGUAAAAUGGGCUAUAUUGGAUACAAAGGUGAUAAGGGUUCUCGAGGAGUCCGAGGAGCAGAUGGGCCAAGAGGCAUGACAGGAUCACCGGGCCCACCCGGACUCCCUACACUUUACCUUUGGAGGAACACGGAGGAGGACUGGACUGCAUUCAGGAGAACAUCUUAUUAUCAGCUUCUGGCAGCUGGAUGGCCUAGAGAAAUAGGCCUCCCUGGACCAAUGGGUGAGAGAGGGAGAACUGGGCUACCUGGGUUUUCCGGAGAUCCAGGCCAGGCAGGGCCACCAGGUCGCAGAGGCGAUAUGGGUGGCAUGGGACCAAAAGGAGUCCAAGGCCGGGCAGGGACUCAAGGACGAGGUGGAGAGAAUGGGUUGGAUGGGGUAACAGGACCUCCAGGGGUAUCUGGGCUGCAGGGUCCUCUUGGUUACAAAGGUGAGACAGCGCCCCCUGGAGACAAAGGAGAUGAGGGUUUUCCUGGUGCACCUGGCCCCAGUGGAGGUAGAGGACAUGCUGGCCAAAAAGGCUCAAAAGGAGAAAUGGGAUUCACUGGCUCUGUGGGUCCUCUAGGACCUGUUGGUUUACAAGGUGUUGAAGGGAUUCCUGGCCCACCCGGCCCUGAUGGGAAUCCAGGAUAUGCUGGAAAACUUGGUCCUCAGGGGCCAUUGGGAGCGUCUGGUGCUACAGGAUUGGUUGGUGCACAAGGGGUUAAUGGCUCAGAAGGGGAUGAUGGACCUGCUGGCCCUGUUGGGCGGAAAGGCCCACAGGGCCCUAGAGGGUUAGAAGGAGAUAGAGGCCCACUUGGUCAUCCAGGCUCCCAGGGGCUUCCAGGUCAAGAUGGCCCACAGGGCCUUAAAGGUGACAUCGGACCAGAGGGUCCAACAGGCAACAGAGGGCUACAAGGCAUUGAAGGGUCCAUGGGUAUGCAUGGGUAUCCAGGUCCAAAAGGUUUUCCAGGUGUCACAGGCAAUAGGGGCCUGAAUGGAGAGAAGGGCGUUGCUGGACCCAAGGGGAGAAAAGGACCACGAGGAGUGCCAGGGAUCAUGGGCCCUCAGGGUGAGAGGGGCCAAUCAGGCCUCCCUGGUUUAUCUGAUGUCAAAGGUCAGCCAGGUGCUCCAGGUAUCCAGGGUGAAGAUGGUGAAGUGGGUCCUCAGGGAAUGCUUGGAAAAGAGGGUCAGAAGGGCAGUAGGGGUGAACCAGGUUUUAAUGGAAGAAUGGGCCCCAGAGGAUCCAGAGGUCGAGCAGGCCAACAUGGUCCCACUGGUAUACAUGGAAUAGUGGGUUUACGAGGUCCAGCUGGUGCAGAGGGACCAGAAGGAAAGCCUGGUACACAGGGUUUUUCUGGUUCUGUUGGAAAUCCAGGAGAUAAAGGACCUGAUGGCCUCAGGGGUGUGAUUGGAGACUUGGGAAAACAAGGGCCUCCAGGCUCACCGGGCCCACCUGGCCGACCAGGCCAAGAUGGCACCCAAGGUCUUCCUGGUGAGAGGGGCUUCACUGGAAAACCCGGCAUGGCAGGUCCACAGGGGACUGUGGGCAUGCAUGGUUAUCCGGGAGCCACAGGCCUUCGUGGACGACCAGGUCAUAUAGGAGAGAGGGGUGAAUCUGGAAUCCGAGGGCCUGUGGGGCCACAAGGAGCGAGGGGCCCACCUGGUUUACCUGGCCCACCUGGGGAGAGGGGCCCAUCUGGACCACCGGGUCGCCAAGGGGAGUUGGGACUUGUUGGCUUCCAAGGAGUGCCUGGACCCAUAGGGCUACCAGGGACUGAAGGAAAGAGAGGAAAACAAGGCCUCCCAGGGAGCCAUGGCCCUCAGGGGCCUCAGGGAAAACAAGGGCCAGUUGGAUUGCCAGGCUCACCGGGAGCAAGUGGAGUGGUUGGUCAAGCUGGAGAGAAAGGGAAGCAGGGAGUGCCAGGUCCUUCUGGUGACCCUGGUUCUGUUGGAUUGGAUGGAAAACAGGGUCCUCCUGGUCCAGCUGGUUUUGAGGGUCCAUCAGGAGCAAAGGGAGAAUAUGGAUCACCUGGACCCAUUGGAAAUCCUGGCCCAAAUGGACCUCCAGGAGAGCCAGGAUCCCGGGGCUCUCCGGGAAUGCAGGGUGAGCCAGGGCCAAGUGGCAAAGAGGGAGGUAUCGGACCUCCAGGUGAUAUUGGAGAUCCAGGCCCUGAAGGACAAAAGGGAGAUCCAGGACAUAGAGGUUUCUUUGGGCGACAAGGGCCACCUGGAUUUUUGGGGGAUCGAGGAGAGCGAGGAGUGAAGGGGAACAAAGGCUACAUUGGAGUACAGGGCCAGAAUGGGUUGAUGGGAGAAACUGGUCCAUCUGGCUUGAUGGGUCUAGAGGGUUUGAUGGGACCUCUGGGACCACCAGGAGCUAAUGGUUCACCAGGUCCAAAGGGAGAAACUGGAUCACCUGGUGUCACUGGAGAUCCAGGAGAUCAAGGCGAUCAGGGAAUGGCUGGGCAGAGAGGUUUAAAGGGGUUUAUGGGGAAGCCAGGACCUCAGGGAGCCUUGGGUCUCAGAGGCCCUGAGGGCUUACUGGGCCCCAAGGGUAUGCCAGGACAUGAGGGACUUAAAGGUGAACCAGGAGGACAAGGACCUCCAGGGCAAAUGGGACCACCGGGUCUCCCUGGGACUAAAGGAUCUUCUGCAUUGCCUGGGACAGAGGGACCUCCAGGAGAAGUGGGUGAACAUGGCCCUAUUGGCCCACGAGGACCAAAGGGUUCCAAAGGAAGAGCUGGACCUCAGGGGAGAGAAGGACAGAAAGGUCAGAAGGGAAAGAGUGGUCAAGAAGGAGCUCCUGGAAAAACUGGGCAUGCUGGAAGGAGAGGGAAAAGAGGUAAAGCUGGUCAGAGAGGCCUCAGAGGACCCAGAGGGGAGAAGGGACUGAAGGGAACACUGGGAAUGUCUAGACCUCCAGGUGGACCAGGACCAUAUGGUUUACCAGGCAUUCAAGGCGAGAAAGGAGAGAAUGGUGAAAAAGGUUUUGAGGGAGAGAAGGGGGAAAUAGGGCGACCUGGCCCUCCAGGGGGAGAUGGACUGAAGGGAGAGCAGGGCCUUUAUGGGGAGAAAGGGAGAAAUGGACCUAAAGGAGAGCAGGGGGAUAUUGGACCCACUGGUCAAAGAGGGACCCCCGGUCUACCAGGGAUGCCCGGACUGUUUGGAGAAAAGGGUUUGAAAGGAUAUCCAGGGCUUUCUGGUCCAAAUGGAAAGAGAGGUCCUCCUGGCACACCAGGUCUUCCAGGUCCUCCUGGAUUAUCUGUUAACCUAACACUGACUCAGCUAAAAGACCUUAUGUACCUGUCAGACAAGCCCAACUAUCCACUUAUUAGAACCUUGCUGGACUUGCUUCAGCAAGACCUGCGACUCUUCAUAGAUCCACCAGAUGGCACUAAAGAGCAUCCGGCUACCACCUGCCUGGAGUUGAUGCUCUGUCAUCCCAACUUUUCUAGUGGAAUGUAUUACAUCGACCCAAAUCAGGGCAGUUCAGCUGAUGCUUUGCUGGUUUAUUGCAACUUCAGUUCAGGUGGACAAACAUGCUUGCCACCCCUGCAGCCACAGAUACCAAUGAGAUCCUGGCUCAACGACUCCAGGCCAGAUUCAUUUACUUGGUUGAGCUCUAAAGACGGUGGCUUUCAGUUUGAUUACACAGGAACCAGUGUGGUACAGAUGAGAUUCCUACGACUAAACAGCCAGAUUGCAAAGCAGAACAUCACAUUUUCAUGCCAGCCAAACAGCCACCAAGGUACCAGUGAGAGAGAGAUUAAGUUCCUUGCAGAUUCAAGAAGACAGAGCUUUUUGGGAACAUUACAAGAUUGUAAGCCGACAGGCUCACUGGAUACGGGGCCUCUGGAGUUUGUGUUCCAGUUCGAAAGUGAACACCUGGAGCUUUUACCAAUCAGAGAUGUGGCUUUAUUUGGCCACAUGCCAGAAAAUUUUCAAUUUACAGUAGGACAUGUCUGCUUCAGCUAGACAAACACUCUUAUUUGAGGACUUGCUGGACUGCUGUGCAGAGCUCUUAUGAGUAGCUUUUGGCAAAUAAUUAUAAACAAAAGAAGAAAGGCCAUUCUCCAAGAUCAGGACUUCAUCUUUUCUCCUCUCCAUCUGUCUAAGGAAUGGAGAUUCCAAAUGAAGUCUUUAUUUCAUCUUAAGUUUGUAAACUAAGCUAAUUUGUUGUCCAGUGGCAACAGAAAUUUGGUGCACAGCUUCUUAUAAGGAGUUGUUGUAUAUUGUUUACAAUUCAUGUUUUAUGUUAAAUAGCUUUAUUUAUAUGAUGUCAUAAUGUUGGAUGCUACUUAGAAUUCAAUUCACAUUUUAUAAACCACAUAAUUUAAAUAAUUCAAAUCCAUUUAUUUCAGGUUUUGUUGCAGCUUAUGACAGAUAGCACUGUGACGUCUGGCAGCAACAUCUUAUAUUAAUAAACAAUGUGCCUCAAAUUUAGUUUUGCUUGAAACAGAGACUAAUAAUAUUAAAUAAUUCCACACUAUAUUUAUAAUAUCAAAUAAAUAAAAAGCGUAGUUUGGUCAGGUGCUGUGGAAACAUUGUCAAUAAUGCAUGUCAUGUAAAUUAUUAAAUGUACAAUAAUGAAUUAUAUUAAUAGUUUUGAAUAAUGCAGUGUUCAUUGUCAUUUCUGUACAAAUUACAAACAUGGUCGAAACUAUCACCCAUUAAAAAUUAACAAAAAACAAUCAAACAUAUGAUGACAGUUUAGCACAAUGUGUAAACAAGCUCAAUGCAAACUGUCUUUGGAUCCAAAGAACCAUUGCAGUGUGGUUGCUUUAGUAAACAAAAGGAAUCCAAAAUUAUAUUCCAGUUCAUUUAUUUCUGCAAGAUUUGAUUAUUUGCAGUACUAGACCAUGUUCCUGCAGGAAACAUGAUACAAGUUGCACAGCAGUACUCCUGUGCCCAGUUUCUUACUGAUGUCACUGAGAUUGAAAUGUGUACACUGAAACUUAAGUGACAUUUUCAUCAAUGCAUUUCACUAUAAGUAUGGAAAGUGAAGCAUCUACUUUGUCACUUAUAAAAAUUAAACUACGAAAUCAACUUAAACCGUUUAACCGUACCUUUCAAAUGGAAUAUCAGUAAUUAAUUACUGCAAAAAUAGCCACAUUGUCUGGGUGAAGUUGAAUGAUUAUUGAAUUCAAUUGCCCAAAGGCUUAUGUUGAAACUAAGGAGAUGAUUCCAAAAUAGUGAAACUAUCAGCAUUCCAGGUGACUGUGAGAUUAAACUGGUCUGAAACAUUCAAAUGUACAUUGCUCAUUUGUGGGAUUAGACAGUUGUCAAUACCAAGUCAAAAAGAUAGUACAACCCAAAAUGAAAAUUUUUUCAUCAUUUACUCACCCUACUGUUGCUUCAGACCUGUUUGACUUUCUUUCUGUCUGACAAAUGUUUUGUGCUUCACAGAAGAAAAAAAAGUUCUAUUAUGGUGAGUAAAUUAUUACAGAAUGUUAUUUUUUGGGUGAACAAUCCCUUAAAUAUUAAAAUCUGGCUAAUAAUACACAAUGCAUAUGGCUAAGGAAAGAUGAACCCUGUAGCUAUGAGCUGUUUUGUCAACCGCAUGCUUUAGUUUCAGCUAAUCUUUUUUGACCCAUCCAUUUGGGACUGUAAUAUAUGCCAUUAUUAAUCAGGUGGCUUUUACAGAGCAACCCAUGACUGGAAUAAACCAGCCAAAUCAAAAACAAAUCUAAAAAGUCAAUGUGCUUUAAAAGUUAAAACUCUGUUUAGUUCCAAUCAAAACAACAUUGAACAUAAAAUGUUGUACGUAGCUUUGCUAUUAUACUGUAUUUAGUGAGCAACUUGUGUUUGAUUUUAUUUGUUUUGUAAUUUUAAAUACAAGAUUUGUUUUAGUCUGUUGUGUUGGUAUGCUGUUUUUUAUGUGUUCGAAUGAAUAGAAUGUUUUUCUUUGGUCAAGUGUAGGGUUUUCUUUUUAACAUUCAACCUGCCCAGACACAGCAGAUGAAAGUUAGCUACUUUGGCUAAAUCUGGCACAAUUAACAUAAAAUGGUGUUUUGUUCUUUCAUUUGUG